Lentinula edodes (shiitake mushroom) is the source of this 738-nucleotide messenger RNA. RefSeq lists its product as uncharacterized. Bases 1 to 738 code for a protein of 245 amino acids. The record is from RefSeq and is a predicted model, not a curated record. The transcript has a single exon. NCBI's taxonomy places the organism in Eukaryota, Fungi, Basidiomycota, Agaricomycetes, Agaricales, Omphalotaceae.
AUGGAUGUCACCGCUAAAUUCCAAAGCUCUAUACCUUACACUCUGCAGUCGGUGUCGCCCACGCUCGCUGCUCUACAUACUCGAAGAAAUCGUAGAUUACUCGCAGAAACCACAGGCCCUGAUUCCGAGAACUCAUGUUGCGGCAAAUGUGGGCUUUAUCUGUUUGCUGGUGACAGUAGCACCAGAGUCGUCCGAAUGAAGAAUGCAAGGCGACGACGGAAAGGCGGAACGAAUUCACCUACACCUACUCACAGGACGAGCAGCAAUACAAGGGCGCGGCAAUCUACGUGUUUUCAAUGCGGCUGGGUGACUGAAUUUCCUCUUGACAGGGAACCGGCAUCUUUGUUCCCAAUACAGCAGACUUCUUCAUUCAAAGCAGCCGAUUUGUUGAAUAUAGAGCAACUACACGUACCUUCCAAGUCCCUUCAAACGCCGAACGAUGCUCCCGCUGAGUCGAGGGCGUCAUCAUCGCAGAGCAUUGUGCAAGGAGAGACUGCAUCUAGACAACUGCCGCCCACAUCAUCUCAACUCCCCAAUUCGGGAUUCAGUGUGCCCUCCGUUCAGGGGUCUAGAGUGACAUCUACUCCUAUUCCUACUUAUGCAAAAUCCAGGUCUCGUCCAAAGAAAAAGAAUGGAUUGCAUGAGAUGUUAGCUCAGAACAGAGCCAAGGAAGAAAAAGCCAAAAAUGCAUCAAACAGUGGCCAAUCUGGCCUCACUGCAUUCCUAAAUUCUCUCUAG